AGGUCACAACCGAAGCUCGUUUAGCAACAAUGCAAGUGCGAACUUGCGUUCGUGUGGAAUGGUGCCGUAAACACAAGUGUGCUAUGUUAAGUUCGCGUUAAGCUCGUGACCAUGGGCCUGUUACCGCUCGAGUUCACAGACUGCCUUACGGACAGCCCGUAUUUUCGUGAGAACCUGCACGCGCAUGAGAAUGAGCUGGACCGGACGAGUCAGGCGAUCAAAGGAAUCAUCAAGGAGGUCAAGGAUCUGCUGAACGCUGCUCGAAACCUUUCGAGGGCACAGCGGAACCUUGCCAACAGUUUCAUAAAUUUUAGGCUGGAAUGCAUCGGGAACAGCCAGACCGAUGAUGAAAUUGUUAUCGCCGGUUCGCUCAAGGAAUUCGGCCGCCUGCUGAUGACCAUUGAAGAUGAGCGGGACCGAAUGCUGGAGAAUGCCCACAAGACGUUCAUCGAACCCAUCGAGCGGUUCCGCAAGGAGCACAUCGGCGAGGCCAAGGAGCGCAAGAAGAAGUUCGACAAGGAGACCGCCCGCUACUGCCAGUCGCUGGAGCGGUACCUGGGCCUCUCCGUCAAGAAGGGCGAUGCGCACCAGAAAGAGGUAUUUGCGGUGCUUGAAAUGGAGAAGAUUCACUUCUUCAAAGCAUCUCUAGAAUAUGUACUGCUCCUUCAGAAAGUUCAAGAACGCAAGAAGACAGAGUUCGUCGAAACGAUACUGAGGUUUAUGUAUGGCUGGCUGACCUUCUAUCAUCAAGGCCAUGAGGUAGCCAAGGAGUUCAACAGCUUCAACACAGACCUGCAGGUCCGACUCCAAAAGACAAGGGAGAACUUCGAAGCAACGCACAAUGAAGCAGAACACUUGAUGAAGAAAAUGUUGGAGGUGCGUACAACGAAGCCCCAGGAUUCUGGUUGCCUAAACAAAAUGUACACUAGGCAAGGUUACCUCUUCCUUAUGGAAAAGAGACACAUUACAACAAUAUGGAACAAGCAUUACUGCCAGUACCAGAAAGAAAACCACAAGUUCACCAUGAUACCAUACUCCCAGACAGUAGGCAAACUUACAACAACAGACACCUUCUGCCUCAAAGAAUGCAUCAGACGGAUGAAUGACAGCAUAGACAAGCGCUUCUGCUUCGACUUGACGGCAUCGGAUCGUCCCGGUUUGACAUACACAUUCCAGGCGCUGAGCGAAGACGACUGUAAGCAGUGGCUCAAUGCCAUGGAUGGCAGGGAACCUACGGCUGUUCCACCAGGACGAGCUGCACGGCAGGAAGGAUGCCUGCUAGAUGAAACUGGCUUUGCCUUUGUUCGUGACUGCAUCGAAGCUAUAGAGUCAAGGGGCUUGGAGGAUCAAGGCCUCUAUCGAAUUGUGGGUGUGAACUCGAAGGUCACAAAGCUCACACAGAUGGCAUUUGACCCAAAACGAACAGAGAACCCCGAUUUUAUGAACUCUGAGGAAUGGGAGAUCAAAACAAUUACAAGUGCGCUUAAGAAUUACUUUAGAAACCUGCCUGAACCACUGAUGACGUUUCGUUUGCACACUGCCUUUAUUAGCGCAGCGAAGCAAGAAAACAAGGCCAAGAGGACAGCAGCUAUAGAAGAGUUAGUCUCUCAGCUGCCACCCGAUAAUCAACGUAUGGCUGCGCUGCUAAUACGGCAUUUGCAGAAGGUCUCCAACUAUGCUUCAUCGAACUUGAUGACUGUGUCAAACCUGGGUGUUUGCUUUGGUCCUACGUUACUUCGGCCAGAAGAGGAAACUAUGGCGGCCAUUAUGGACAUAAAGUUUUGCAACGUGGUCGUUGAAAUCCUCAUUGAAAACUGUGAUAAGAUAUUCAAAGCCUUUCCAAAAGAAGAGGCUAAGGUGGCUACGCCAGCAUCCCGGUCAUUAGAUGGUGGGCACGCAGCAACACCCCAGGAAGUGGUUCUAAGGGAACGACCGUCAGCGCACCACUUUUCGCGGGCACACGGCAACGACAGCCCCGGCUUCACUUCGCCUCUAUCUGACCAUCAGCGGGUCUACCCAGGGAGGCCCUACUCCUCCCAGCCUCACGUGGAGGUCAAGCGAUUCGCAUCAUUGGCAGCUGCCACCCAAGCAAUCCGCUCCAGCCACUUGCCUACUGUUCCGCCCCAUAAGGCUGCCGUCACGCCUCUUAACUCUUCUCGGUCAGCUCCCACUGGAGGCUAUGGGCCCAGGGACAAUAGUCACAAUGUCAACUCCAACAGCAGCAGCACAGAGUCCCUGAGUUCGCGUUCAAAUGCUUCUAUCAGUCACCACUCGCCAGUACCCGCUACAAGAGAAUAUCAUCCAUCAUCUCGCACCCUAGAUGCAUCAAAGUCUAGUCAGUCAUCCACUCCGACCCAUCACUACACAGGUGGAAGAAAAGUGAGAACCCUAUAUGCGUGCGUCGGGGAAAAUAACUCUGAACUUUCAUUCGAGCCCAACCAGAUCAUUGAUAAUGUCCGGCCGUCGAGGGAAAGAGGCUGGCUGGAAGGCUGCCUCAAUGGGCGCUGUGGUCUUGUGCCCGAAAACUACGUCGAAUUCCUGCCAUGAACAGGCCAACCUCUUCGACAAAGCCAACCCUGUAGUACGAGAGCACCUCUACAAAAGGACAGUGCAUACUACAUACUAUGGUGAUUUUGUGUGCCCUCCAACACACGUGCGAGAUAUUUUUAUUUACCGGGUGAAGAUAAAAAAAGAAAAGAAAAAUGUGACUUUUUAACGUGACUUGAAAGCACAGUGACCGUGCUUCUCCUUCUUCCAUAUGCCAAGGCACCAAGUUGCCCAGAAGCUCAAAACAAUAACUGGACUCCACGCUCGCCUAAGGACUUUGCCGGCACAUUGACUACAAUUGUGGCAAAUGGAAGUGUGUCUUUAAGUCCUUUUUUUUUUCCUUCGUUCCUUCUGAAUGGACGCACAUGUUUGCUCCAUAUUUUAGCCCAAAUGGCGUUGAUGUCGGUUUGGGAAGGAUGUUCUUUCUCUUGACUCUGUGGUGUGACGACCAUGUACAUGUACAAAUACUUGUUGUGUCAGUAGUAACUGUUUCUUCGCUUCAGCUCAAAGUGUUUUUUUUUUUUUUUCCAUCCCAAUUUCUCUGCUGCCAGCCAUUUGCGGAGAAAGGGUGAUGCACACACCGAAUUUUUAGUGCAAUAGGGUGCAUUUCUUGCUUUUAAGUCGUUGAAAGAGUUUUUAUUGUUACUAGAAGGAAUACUAAAGAGAAAUAUUAACUUCACGCUGCUUUGUUAGAUGGCUAUAUUUUUGCCUGUAUGUUAGUCUGACCAUGUGCUUGGUGAACCACAUAUGUGCAGUAAAAGAAAGUGAACUUUUAAUUUUCUGAACGAGUCCUUUCGGAUGUCGGGUACUUCUUGUGCAUCCUUGAAAAUCAACCGCAAACAGGAACUCCCUCCAACAAACUGUGUGAGCUUUUUUUUGCAUUAAUGAGGCUAGAAUGUGUUGUAAAAAUUAAGCUAUAAAUGCAAGACUUCAUGUAGUGACAUCAUUGGCGCCGCAAUCUGAGCGUAAAAUUCGAAGAUAGAAACUUUGUGUCUUCUAAAGGUGAGAACUGCGGUCUACCAAACCAAGUCGACUUAAUGUUUCUCUCUAGUGUGCCUGUAUUGAAUGCCCUGUGAAAUAGAUGAUACUCUGCUGUGAAGUUCGUCUCGACGUCGAACAUGCCAAAUGAUAUGUUUUGAUGCGCCAUUAACUCUCCUCAUCCUGUGUUUGUACAGCGGCUGUUCUUCUGUACAUAAUGCAGCACAGACUUUCUGUUUUUUUUUAACUGUGAUGCACGUCUAGCAAAGUGGGGUUGCCAAAAUCGCACUCGUAGAGCCUGGUGUACAUAGUGAGAGCAUAUCUUGUUAAAAAUCUGAAGUUAUAGCUGUAUAUUUUUUACUUACUUCCCUAAAGCACCUAAUUGAAGCCCUCAUUUUAUAUAUUAUUACUCAACUUUUUUUUGCAUAAGAAUUAUUAAGUAACGCACCUCGCAUAUGUUCAUGUUAUAAAAUGCUAUAUACGAGAAUUUCUUGCAACGAAUUUAUUUCUUGGAAAGCCGAUUACUUGCAUGGCCUUGCUGUUGAUGUUACGUUAUAGCUUUGUGUUGGUAUUGCUUUGAAGCAGUGUUGCAAGUUUUGGGUUGGGAAGAAUAUUCAUGCUUUUGUAUGAAGCACAGAAUGGUUGGGACUGUUUUACUGGCUUAUCGGACGAGAUGUGUGCUUUUUUUAAACCAAACAUCGAACCACUCACUGUCAUGACCAAGUUGGAUGUCACGGUUGUGCGAAAUCGUCAAAUAAAUUAUUGCUGUGAGUGUUUUUCUCUACAA
Messenger RNA from Rhipicephalus microplus (southern cattle tick), 4312 nucleotides. RefSeq names its product GTPase regulator associated with FAK (gene Graf). The record is from RefSeq and is a predicted model, not a curated record. Gene Ontology annotation, molecular function: protein binding; GTPase activator activity. Gene Ontology annotation, biological process: signal transduction. Gene Ontology annotation, cellular component: cytoplasm. NCBI's taxonomy places the organism in Eukaryota, Metazoa, Arthropoda, Arachnida, Ixodida, Ixodidae.